Messenger RNA from Cotesia congregata, 1329 nucleotides. The record is from the annotation of a GenBank genome assembly. Lineage: Eukaryota; Metazoa; Arthropoda; Insecta; Hymenoptera; Braconidae.
AUGUAUUUUAAUUAUAUUAUAUUAAUCUUCUUUGGUAGUAUUAUUAAUUUUGUUUAUAAUGCUAACCCAAGCAAUGUAUCAAUAAUAAAUAAUAAUGUGUCUGGUGCGCCGCAAGACUUGAGAGUUGAAAUAUUUGAUGAGUUUGGAAAUAUUAAUGACGAUAAUAGUCAUGAUAGCGUGUUAAAAUUUAACUUUUCGUGGUUGCCUCCAUCCUCAUGGUACCCUACAUCAUACAGUAUUUUUAUAAAUUCCAUGACAGUUGACCAAAAAAAUACAAUUAGUUGUCCAGAAGAAAGUAUUUUUUAUACAACAACAGAUGAUAAUCUAUUUAAUAUUGUUCUUCCUGAGAAUUCACUGUUAUCAGAUAUUAACAUAACAGUACCAACUUGUAUAGGAAAAUUAUGUAAUUGUGAUGAAGCUUCGAAAUUACUUCCUUCAGUUGAGGUAAAUGCAUCUAUUCCCGACUCCAAAAGUAUUCUUAUUUCAUGGAGUACAAUACAGUUAUUGAAUGCAACAGCUAUUUCUUCAUUCAUCGUCGGAUACUCAAUACCGAUUUUAAUAUCUAAAAAUGGAAUUCCAGUGUACAAUUUGACGAAAUUAACCAGCGCGCCGAGCAAUUCCCGGUCAUAUAUCUGGCAUACAGAACCAUCAGUUAAUUCAAUUUUUGAUAAAGAGAUGAAAAUUUUUGUCGCUGCUGAAGAUAUUUACGGAUGCCGCGGUCGAAUGAGUUAUUAUACUAUUAAAACAGACGUCCAACCACUUCUGAUGUCAAUCACGUACAGUAAUCAAUGGAUUAUAUGGAGCACAGUACUUGUAAUUUGCUCAAUAAUUAUUGGAUUGUUCACUUAUAUUCGGAAUCGAGGUCAUGAAAAUUACAAAUUCAUUUUAUCAAAUCACGUCACGUCUGGCAUUAGUAGCAUCAGAAUAUCAGAAAGAAACGGCUGGAUAAAUACUGUUCUAAAGAAGAAAAACAUGCUUUAUGCAGAUGAAAUUAUCGAGACGACGGAAACGAUAGCCGAUGGCUACGAAAUAUCGUAUGACCGUAUUAAAAUUUCAAGUGAACUCGGCAAAGGGCAGUUCGGCAAAGUUUACUUAGGCUAUUUAGACUCUGUAACUAAUAAUAAUAAUAAUAAUAAUAAUAAUAAUAAUGAAGAAGAGGAAAGUGGUUUUCCAGUAGCCGUAAAAAUGAUGAACCCGGGGAAUGUUGAUGACAAGACAGAGGCGCAUCGUCAAUUGGUUUACGAGAUUGGGACAAUGAAACGUGCCGGAUCUCAUCCACAUCUUGUUAAACUUAUUGGCUGUUGUACGAAACUUGAGAAUCCAAUUUGU